AUGGAUUGGGAGAUGGUUGAUGAAUCUUCAGUGGUACCUGUGGAGUUGGGAAGUUCAGAAAAUAAGAGUGACAAAGUGGAACAACCACCUAAGCCGAAAUAUGUUAGUGAUGUGAAGCAAGGCAUAAGAAAGGAGCUAAAAAAUUAUAUUGUUAAUGUAAAAGAAAUAACAAGUGUAUACAUAAAAGAUUUUUUUGGUGCUUGCUGCAACUACGAUUAUGAUCCUUUUAGUCUCAACAAGAAGCCAAAAGACUUCGCCAAAUAUCAGACAUAUGAGUUGAUCCACGCUAGAUGGGCUAUGCUUGGUGCUGCUGGAUUUAUUAUCCCUGAAGCCUUCAAUAAAUUUGGUGCCAACUGUGGUCCUGAGGCUAUUUGA
Molecule: messenger RNA, 375 nt
Organism: Capsicum annuum
Lineage: Eukaryota; Viridiplantae; Streptophyta; Magnoliopsida; Solanales; Solanaceae
Product: chlorophyll a-b binding protein CP26, chloroplastic-like
Exons: 3
Coding region: 1-375 (124 amino acids)
Biological process (GO): response to light stimulus; photosynthesis, light harvesting in photosystem I
Cellular component (GO): plastoglobule; chloroplast thylakoid membrane
Source: RefSeq, a predicted model, not a curated record